Molecule: messenger RNA, 639 nt
Organism: Brassica oleracea var. oleracea
Lineage: Eukaryota; Viridiplantae; Streptophyta; Magnoliopsida; Brassicales; Brassicaceae
Exons: 2
Coding region: 1-639 (212 amino acids)
Source: RefSeq, a predicted model, not a curated record
AUGCAAGAUGCCAAAGCUGUGGCAACGCCUAUGGCUUCUUCUCCUCGACUUACAAGAUCAGGUACACAACAUUCCAACCCAAAAGAGUUUCGUCAGCUCGUUGGAAGUCUACAGUACUUGUCUUUCACACGGCCUGAUGUUGCAUAUGCUGUAAACAAGCUCUCACAAUUCAUGCAAUUCCCUACUUGUGAUCAUUGGCAAGCUGCCAAAAGAGUGUUACGUUACUUAGCGGGCACAGCAACACAUGGUCUCUUCAUCAGCCGUUCAACCAACCUCACUGUUCACGUGUUUACAGAUGCUGACUGGGCAGGUGAUCCCUCAGACUACAUCUCAACAAAUGGCUACAUUGUUUACCUUGGUGAUCAGCCAAUAUCGUGGUCAUCUAGAAAGCAAAAGGGGAUUGCAAGAUCUUCAACCGAGGCUGAGUAUAGAUCCAUCGCAAACACGGCUUCAGAAGUUCGUUGGCACCUAGCACUUGAUUACCAUUACAUACGAGAGCAAGUUCAGGCAGGACAACUACGGAUUGCACACAUUUCAACACAUGAUCAGCUCGCGGACGGCCUAACCAAACCUCUCACAAGAUCACAGUUCCCUGCUACACGACACAAGAUUGGAGUUUCGCAACCACCUCCAUCUUGA